Molecule: messenger RNA, 730 nt
Organism: Cornus florida
Lineage: Eukaryota; Viridiplantae; Streptophyta; Magnoliopsida; Cornales; Cornaceae
Product: 24.1 kDa heat shock protein, mitochondrial-like
Exons: 2
Coding region: 72-557 (161 amino acids)
Source: RefSeq, a predicted model, not a curated record
CUCUUUCACGUUCACUCACAAUCUCUCUCACACACAGUCACACGAAACCUCAUAAAAGAAAAGCUCCAUCAAUGGCGUCUUUAAGACCUCUCACCACCGCGUCAAGGUUGUUUUCCAUGUCCCUCCGCCGCCUCCACCACCACCGCCACACUGCUUUUUCUCCCGCCGCCUCUCGCUCGUUCUGUACGGGCUACCCCUUCAAAGGAGAUCAUACCCAAAAGACCUCCGUGGCAGGGGAGCCAUAUCGUGAGUUGAAGCUGGUGAACGGAGGCUUCUGCUGCAUCAGAUUUGACGUACCGGGUCUAACCACAAAGGAUCUGAGUGUGUGGAUGGACGAUUCUGGCGGUAUAAGGGUCGAGGGAAAGUGCCAGAGUGAGCCCAAGUAUGAGGAGGAGGGAAGGUUCUACGGAGCCACCAUUCCACCAUGUCCGAUGGUCUUACAAAUGGACCAAGUCAAGGCUGAGUUGAAGCAUGGUGUUCUCUGGAUUACCAUCCCACUUACCGAACAUGCCAAGGAGCCAAGAAUGUUCCAAAUGUUGCAGAAAAGUGAGAUUUGAUCCAUCUUUGAUUUGGAAUUUUAGGUUUUUUUUUGAGUUUUCGGAUAUGGGUUCUUGGUUGAUUUUGUUCAUUUCUGUUUUUUAAUUUGUGAAGCUGUCAAGGUGCUACUGGGAAAUCUGUCUGAAAAUGACAGCUAUGUUUCAUAUAUAAUAUUUGGAUGAAUGAAGUAGUA